Messenger RNA from Heterobasidion irregulare TC 32-1, 507 nucleotides. RefSeq lists its product as uncharacterized. The transcript has a single exon. The coding region runs from base 1 to 507 and encodes 168 amino acids. The record is from RefSeq and is a predicted model, not a curated record. Lineage: Eukaryota; Fungi; Basidiomycota; Agaricomycetes; Russulales; Bondarzewiaceae.
AUGACCGGCCCACUUCUCCGCUUUGACUUUCCUUCGUCCCCUCUCCUCUCGUCCUCUUCUUCGGAGACAGUCUUCAGCUCAGCCGUACUGAACCGCAUGCCCACAUUACCCCUCCCGCACUCGGCCGCACUCGGGUCGACGACGUCUCUCUCUACCGCGUUGACUGAAUUUUCCCUUCGUACGCCUAUACACCUAGUUCGUGCGGUCCCUCACAUCACCAUCACCAGACCUGCAUCCGACCGAUGGGAGGAUAAGCCACUACCUCCGUUGCCUUCGCCCUCGCCCGCGCCAAAAGGCAUCCCAUUCAACCUUGUCAUGUCUGUCCUCGAAUUUCUAGAGCGGAACGACCGCGACAUGGCUAGUGAACUGCAGCGCGUGCGAAGGAACAUCCAGGAGGCGGAGCGGGAAAUCUCGGAGUGGAAGCAAGAGCGCCGCCUGCGCGACGCCGAAUUUGCUGAUCGGCAGCGAGGGUGUGGUGGCCGCAGCGCAAGCUCGGCGGGUCAUUGA